Morus notabilis is the source of this 1287-nucleotide messenger RNA. RefSeq lists its product as uncharacterized. NCBI's taxonomy places the organism in Eukaryota, Viridiplantae, Streptophyta, Magnoliopsida, Rosales, Moraceae. The record is from RefSeq and is a predicted model, not a curated record. The coding region runs from base 1 to 1287 and encodes 428 amino acids. The transcript is spliced from 3 exons.
AUGGCUCAAACUUCCAACUCCAAAGGUCAAAAUAUCAAGAAAGUUAACGCCAUCUCUACUCGAAGUGGUAAGAAUUCACACACGCCAUUGACAAAUAGUACCACUUCGAGUAAUAAAGAAUCGGCUCAGAAGAAAGAAGAGCCAACAAAAAUUUCGGUAAAGGUGCCUUUUCCCCAAGCUCUCCGACCUGCUGGGAAAGUGCCAGAAAAUCAAAGUGAGAUCCUGGAGCACUUGACACAAUUGAAGAUUAAUCUUCCCUUACUACACGUAAUCAAGCAAGUGCCGGCCUAUGCCAAGGUUAUCAAGGAUCUGUGCACCAUAGAGAGAAAGCACCACGUCAAGAAGAUUGCAUUCUUGACGGAACAAGUGAGCACGAUGAUUGAGCAAAGACACCGCCGAAGUAUAAAGAUCCAGAUUAAGCCCACAUCUGUGGUUCUGCAACUGGCCGAUAGAUCCAUUAAGAGACCACGGGGAAUAGUGGAAGAUGUUUUGUUGCAAGUCGACAAGUUUUAUUACCCCGUGGACUUUUUUGUCUUGGAUACACAAUCCGUGGUGAAUAUGGAGUCAUCCAUUCCCAUCAUUCUGGGAAGACCUUUUCUUGCCACAGCAAACGCACUUAUCAAUUGUAGGAAUGGUCUCACGAAGAUAUCUUUCGGGAAUAUGACCCUUGAGGUGAAUAUUUUUCAUAUUCAAAAGCAACCACGCGAUGGCGACGAGUGUCACCAAACAUUUAUGAUUGACACACUUGUCGAGGAGGAGGUUCUGCCGCAAAGUAACUUUAAAGAUCUUAAAAAUCUCUUCCAAAAUUCUGAAUAUGAGAGUUCCGAUCCUUGUGAGGUGGCUACCAUUCCUGCCAUUUUCAAAGAAUCACAGGACAGAGGAACUAAGUUUGGGUCACCAUGUUUUCAGGAGCUCCCAACAGAAGGAGAAAAACCGAAAUCAUCCACUGAGGAGGCUCCAAAAGUCAAGCUAGCCCAACCACCUGAGGGCUUAAAACAUGCAUUCUUGGGAGAUGAAGACACAUUCCCAGUCAUCAUCUCAUCUAAACUCAAUCCAUUGCAAAAACAACGAUUGAUCAACAUGCUGAAAGAGCGCAAUUCUAGGAUCAAGGUCGCGGUGGACUGGCAUGUUCGUAGUAAAAUGCAUUUUCCCAAUGGUGCUGUUGAGGUUGAGAACCCGACCGAUGGGAGAAUAUUCAAAGUAAAUGGCCAGCGUCUGAAAAAUUACUUAGAGCGGGUGAACCAGGUUGAAGAGAUCAUUCUCAACGACCCUAUUUACCAGCCCUGA